AUGGAGAAGCUCAUGAUACUGCUGCUCUUCUGCCACGAAGUGUCUUCAGGUAAGAUAGUCAAACACUCGCUGAAGUUUUACCACAUGAUAUCUUCUGGAAACCCAAACAUCCCUGAUUAUAUGGCUGUGGCAAACUUUGAGGAAGUUGAGAUGAUGUACUAUGACAGCAACAUGACAACACCAGAACCCAGACACAACUGGGUGAGAAAAUUAAUGGAAGAUGAUCCACAACACUGGGAAACGAUUUCUCAGGAUUGCAUAAAUUAUGAGCAGGCCUUCAAAGAUGAAGCAGGCAGUUUCAAGCAGCACUCAAACCAAACUGGAGGUGUUUACAUUAUCCAGCAGACUUUCAGCUGUGAAUGGGAUGAUGAGACGGAAGAAGUUGAUGCUUAUAAACAAUAUGGUUAUAAUGGAGAAGACAUUCUCAAAUUUGACCUGGAGACAGGGACAUGGAUCUCUUUAAAUCCCCAGGCUGAAACCACUAAACAGGAGUGGGAUGGAAAAACAGCUAAUAAUCAGUAUUGGAGGAACUUCCUCACCAACCUUUGUCCUUCGCUGCAGAGGAAGUAUUUGACCUAUGCGAGGGGUCUUCUGCAUAAAACAGAGCUUCCCUCAGUGUCUCUCCUCCAGAAGACUCCCUCCUCUCCAGUCAGCUGCCACGCUACAGGUUUCUACCCUCACAGAGCUGUGAUGUUCUGGAGGAAAGAUGGAGAGGAUCUUCAUGAGGACAUGGACCAAGGAGAGAUCCUCCCCAACCAUGAUGAAACCUUCCAGGUGAGAGUUGACCUGGACAUUUCAUCAGUCACACCUGAAGACUGGAGGAGGUACGACUGUGUGUUUCAGCUCUCUGGAGUGAAGGAGGACAUCGUCACCAAACUGGACAAAGCAGAGAUCAGGACCAACUGGGGAAAAAUUCAGAAUGGAAAUGAUGAAGAGACGCCCAGUGAAAAGACCCUCCCCAUCGUGGCUGCAGUGGCUGUUCCUCCAAAGGCCCUGCACCUAAUAAGUAGAGCUUGUUUUUAUUCUCCCAUCUCUGAAGACAGUUCUUGACAAAGUCUUUGAACUGGCUGAAAAGCUGAAUCCAGAAACCUGAUCGACAGUCACACCGUCCUGCACACACACAGUGACAUCACGUGGGACUAGGGGUGGGCAUGAUUAAUCGAUGAUCGUCAAGAGUUUUGUCGAUCAUGUGGAAUCUGAUCAUGUGUGUAUCAACGAGGUUGUGUUGUGUAGUGUGCCUUGAAGCAAUGCCAUGAAUUUCAGUACGUGGCAGCAGCCAGCAGGGGUGCAAUUUAAAUUUUCAACAGAGAAAAACCCUCAGCUGCCGGCGCGCGGGCUGCCAUAGGCAUCGCAGGUACACAUGAAGAGAGCGAGGAGAAGUUUGGUGUGGGAACAUUUCGAGCUAAAAAAUAACAAAGCUAAUUGUAAACAUUGAGAUGCCGUGUAUAAGCGCCGUAGCUUUGGCUUGUUAUUUGUGAGGAGGUCAGGGCUCCUCGGGCUCCGCUGCUUUGUUUAAGAGGAUUGUUCUUGGACUAUAAUUUCUUCUUGGAAUAAAGAUUUCAUUGAGGAAAAAGACGCUUUCUUUAGUAUUUUCUGCCAUAGGCAUUUUUUAAUAUGAAAAAUUAAUAAUGAAUCGAAAUUUCAUCAAGUGCCCAUCCCUAUGUGGGAAGACAAAAAAGGCAGCAUUGUAUGAGGUUAAGGGAGGUUAUUAAGAGAAAGAACUAAAUAAACAAGAUGGUGUCUUAUUGUUGUCGUGUUCAGCCCUCUGAUACCACCAAUAAAGGGGUCUCAGGAAAUAGUGCCCCUACUGCAGCAGGCAAACCAGACCUUGGUUGUCAUGGUUGCAGUAAUGAAUGGUUGGGCUUGGUAAGGUUUAGGCACUCAAACUACUUGGUUAGGUUUAGGAAAAGGCCGUGGUUUCUGUUAGAAUAACUUCUUCCCUCACUUUAAAUUAAAUAAUCUUUGCUGUCAUGUUAAAAUAACAAUAAUGUGGUUAACUUUGUCCAAUUGUCGAACAUCCGUCAUUACAUCCACCACCCUCCUUCUUACGUGGACUCUGUCUCUCUAUUCACCGGGCUUUUUCCUUUGCUCCUGUCAUAACUACAGCCACUAGAUGUAGCCCAGCAAAAACAUGUAGUUAUAGCUUGUUUUUCUAGAAAAAUUUAUAUAUUAACAUCUUACAAUAAAACUGAGCAUUGUUGGAGAUGAACUUUAAACAACCUUUACUCUGUUUUAUGUGAGUGUUCUUCCAUCCCUUUAGGUUUGGAGUUACUUGGCAAAAAUCACAUAUCACAAAAAACUAGGCCUAUAUAUUUUCUGACUUACAUGCAGUUACGUUUUGCUUUUACUUGCUGAGGUUUGGAGAUAUCUGCCUCAGAAAAAUUGCUUCCACCCCAAUACAAUAGGUUUAAUCUGAAUUCCAUUUCUGUUUUGUU
Molecule: messenger RNA, 2435 nt
Organism: Seriola aureovittata
Lineage: Eukaryota; Metazoa; Chordata; Actinopteri; Carangiformes; Carangidae
Product: major histocompatibility complex class I-related gene protein-like
Exons: 7
Coding region: 1-1050 (349 amino acids)
Biological process (GO): immune response
Cellular component (GO): external side of plasma membrane
Source: RefSeq, a predicted model, not a curated record